GCAGCCAGUUCCUGCUCCAAUGGGGUUCAGUUCCACGGCGAAUGCCCGGCGGUGAGCAAGUGGGCGAAUCUGGAUCUGGUAUCUGGUAUCUGGUAUCUGGCUGAGUGCCCGACGUAAAACGGAAAACUUGUUAGGAUGGAUAAACUGCGAGGCAACAAUGCGGCCGGCGAGAAUCCCUUCAAGCGGCCGAUGAAUGCCCUCCAGAAGCAGUGGUACCGCGUUUUGCUGGCCCGCCGUGUGGGAUUCGGGCAGCGUCCUCCGCCCGAUGAGAAGGAGCCAACGUACGCCGACAUUUGUCGCCAGCGCUAUGCGGCAUCGUUCCGGCGAUACAACGAGUGUUUCCGCCGGGAAAUGGCCAAACACGAGGAGAUGCAGCGAUGCGCCAUCGACGCCAUGCGGGUCCACAGAACCUUUGCCAUCACCACACUGUGGCUGCCUUUGCAUUCGAAGCGGGAAAUCAACUCCACGCUGGAAACCCUCGAAAAGGUGCUCACCGCCAAGGAAAGACGACGCCUGCAGGAGAUUCUCAAGCAGGGAGAGUCCUGGCACUCGCAUCGCUAAAGCUACAUCCAAGGCCACUACUCGGAUUCAGAUUCAGAUACAGAUUCCGAGCCUUGCUCAUCCCCUACACAUCCUCAGCAUCACCAUCAGCUGCCACGGCUAAGUGAAUUCCAUUUAGCUUGGAUUUCAUUCUCUCAGGCAGCCUGAUUUUCCUUCACCGACUUCGUUUUUUACAUUUCCUUCGCUCUGUUCUUGAAAUUUCGCUGUCAGUGGCCCAAGCAUUGUCGUAAAUAUUUAAUACCAGUAAAAGUGCAAAGUUCACUUUGGCUAAAACCGAAA
Drosophila erecta is the source of this 840-nucleotide messenger RNA. RefSeq lists its product as uncharacterized. The transcript is spliced from 4 exons. Lineage: Eukaryota; Metazoa; Arthropoda; Insecta; Diptera; Drosophilidae. The coding region runs from base 136 to 561 and encodes 141 amino acids. The record is from RefSeq and is a predicted model, not a curated record.